AUCUCUCUCCGCUUGCACCAUCUGCUCACGUGACUCCGACAAUGCUGCUCAGCAUCACAGUAGCCAUCUUGGUCAACACCCACUCGGUUGCAGCGAACACAACCAAUCCAGUUAGCGUGAGUGGGGGCUGUGCGGAGUGAGACGAGGAGAAAGAGAGGCAGUUGUGAUUGUUGCUCCACCACUGAGCCGUUUGCAGCAUCUCAAUCCUCCUCGUUCUGCUGAGCGAGACCAGAAAGCAGACACUGUUUCAUGCGACGGAUUUUCUCAUGAUUCCGAUUCCAGCUUGGAAUUUGUAAUUUUUUCAUUUUUUUUUUUUUAAAAGAAGAAACCAGACAAAAAAAGAAAAGCCUCUUGUUUAAUUACUGCCCUGGCUGUUUUUUCUUCCUUUCAUUGGCCUUCAUUGUUUCUUCUUCCUCUCCUGUUGGCAGGAGCUCGUUUUCAUUCCUGAUUAAUCCGUAUUCUUCUCCGGCUCUCGGGCAACGGAGGCCAUCGUUGUUGUUAUUGUCGUAGUCACUGGGCCUCACAGCUGAGUCACCAUGUCGGAUCUGACGCCACAGAGCGAGGCGCCCACCCCCACCACAGACAAGAUCACGCAGGCUGCCCGCGAGACCAUCUACCUGUGCAACUUCCGCGUGUCUGUGGAUGGCGAGUGGCUGUGUCUACGUGAACUCAAUGACAUCUCGCUCACUCCCGAGCCUGAGCCAGCACAUGAAGACUCAUGGGAAGAUUUCACAGAAUUGGUGGAACAAAUGCAAAUGCUUGAUGAGUUCAAAGAUCCCAAGGACCCCAUUGCUAUCGAGAGGCUUAACCUGAUGAACAUGGCCAAGCUGAGCAUUAAAGGCCUGAUCGAGUCAGCUCUAAACCUGGGCCGCACACUAGACUCAGACUACGCCCCGCUGCAGCAAUUCUUUGUCGUGAUGGAGCACUGUCUGAAACAUGGACUCAAAAGCAAGAAGACGUUCCUCGGUCAGAACAAGUCGUUCUGGGGUCCUCUGGAGUUAGUGGAGAAGUUGACUCCAGAAGCUGGUGAAAUCACCGCUAGUGUCAAAGAUCUUCCUGGCCUUAAAACUCCUUUGGGAAGAGGCAGAGCGUGGCUGAGACUGGCCCUCAUGCAGAAGAAGCUCUCGGACUACAUGAAGACCAUAAUUAACAGAAAGGAUCUUCUAAGUGAGUUCUAUGAGCCCAAUGCUCUGAUGAUGGAGGAAGAGGGAGCAGUAAUUGCUGGACUGUUGGUGGGACUCAAUGUCAUUGAUGCAAAUCUGUGUAUGAAGGGAGAAGACUUGGACUCUCAGGUUGGCGUUAUAGAUUUUUCUAUGUAUCUAAAAGAUGGAGGUCACAGCAGCAAGAGCACAGAGGGUGACGGACAAAUCACAGCAAUCCUUGACCAGAAGAAUUAUGUCGAGGAGCUCAACAGACAUUUAAGUGCUUCUGUGAACAACCUCCAAGCCAAAGUGGAUGCCCUUGAAAAGUCCAACACAAAACUUACAGAGGAGCUUGCAGUUGCAAACAAUAGAAUCAUCACUUUGCAAGAGGAGGUAGAGAGGAUGAAGGAGGAAAGCUCUUACCUCGUGGAAUCCAAUCGCAAGGCUUUGAGGCCAGAUGGAGCUGCAGAUGGCCAAGUACUUGGAGAAACCCGAAAGCAGCUCAAAGAGGAAACUCAGCUCAGACUGGAUGUGGAGAAAGAGCUGGAGGUGCAGAUUGGGAUGAGGCAGGAGAUGGAGCUGUCCAUGAAGAUGCUGGAGAAGGACAUUUGUGAGAAACACGAUGCGCUGGUGGAGCUCAGACAUCAGCUAGAUGAUUUACGCAGAAUCAACCAUGAGCUCUGCCACAAGUCCCAGAGCUCAGAGACCAGUUUGAAACAGAAGAAUGAGAUCAUCAGUCGCUUUGAUGAGAAAACAAACCAGAUGGCAGCCACUAUUAAACAGCUGGAGCACAGAUCUAAACAGGCAGAGAAGCAGAGGGAUCUGGCUGAGGAGGCGAACAGGCUUUUCAAACAGGAGUUUGGUGACAAAAUUGCAAGUCUGCAGCAGGAAGUGGAGCAUUUACAAAAGCAGAGGAGCGGUUUGGAGCAGGAGCUGAGGAAGGAGCGAGGAAGACGAGGGAGUCAGCAUUCAGACCCCGUGCUGGUGAAAACUCCUCCGCACAGAGACAUGCAGCAACAAGUGGAGGACAUAAGAAAGGAACUGGAAACGGUCAGAAAGGAGAACGACACACUUCGAAACGUGUUGGAAGAGAAAACGAGUCUCAGUUCGAACUUGUCGCUGUCACACGAAGACGAACAGAACCAGUCAUUCGAAGAAGAGCCAUUUGUUUGUACAAAGUGCAACAUUUCGGAAGCACUAAGCAGUUCUAAGCAGGAGUGCAAGAACUGCCGAGAAGUGUACUGCAAGAACUGCAUGCUCAACGAAAUCCCCCUGCCGUCCUCCAUCACGCCCGAGCGCGUGUGCGACGUGUGCUACUCCGAGCUGCUGCAGCAGUACGCCUCCACCCCAUCCUGAGUCGCUUCCACUCUAAUUUCAGUAAAACUUAUUCAAAACUGGAACAUGUUCGAUUUAAUUCAGGUUGACGCUGUAAACACCAGCAGACGUGCAGUGAGUUUUUUUUUGUUUAGUUCUGCUUUUUUUGUUUGUUUGUUUUAAAGGGAAUGUUUGUGCUACUUAAUUCUUUCAUUUAUUUGCAUCAAAUUCAGCAUCGUGUUGUAGACGAGUGAUGUCCACCAAGUGGACUUGUGCAGUACUACUUGUAUUGUUUCUGAAAUCAAUCAAAACAAAGUUUUACAAAUUAUUUUCUUUAGUGGUUAUGUAUCACACAGAAAGAUAUCCAAAAUGGUUUCUGGGGUGAGACGGUAUGCAAAUUAUUUUAAUGAUUUUAGAAAUACUUUUAGUGAUUAUUUUUUUGUACAUAAGAUUUUAACAGACUGGGUGCCAAAGCUUUUUUUUUUUAAAGCAAAACUCUGCACUUAAGCAUGCAGUAUCAUCUCGACAUAUUUAUCAAGGUAUGAACUGUUCAAAAUGAAGCUGCGUUUACACUUACAGAAUGUAACGAAAACAGUUUGAUACUUUGUGAUAUUCUCGCCUCUAAAGGCUCAAUAAAGAUUUGUCAAAAUUG
Messenger RNA from Silurus meridionalis, 3108 nucleotides. RefSeq names its product RUN and FYVE domain containing 3 (gene rufy3). The transcript has 19 exons. The record is from RefSeq and is a predicted model, not a curated record. The coding region runs from base 537 to 2498 and encodes 653 amino acids. Gene Ontology annotation, biological process: regulation of axonogenesis. Gene Ontology annotation, molecular function: metal ion binding. Gene Ontology annotation, cellular component: cytoplasm. Lineage: Eukaryota; Metazoa; Chordata; Actinopteri; Siluriformes; Siluridae.